CAGUCUUCGCACCGUUAAAACCCGACGAGAUGUCCGCAGUUACCUCCGCGGUCUCCUGCCGCGCGCCCCUCCGCGUCUCCGCGUUCAAGGGCAAGGCCGUCAAGGCUUCCAAGGCGGUCAAGGCCGCCCGCGUCGCCGUGACCACCUCCGCGUCCUGGAACCCGUUCGCGCAAAACUCCAACAAGGCGGGCAUCGUGGGUUCCCAGGGCCGCGAGGACUACGAGGCGGAGGACGUCGAGUACUACUUCAACUACAUGGGCAUCCUCGCCGACGAGGGCAGCAACGACCGCAUGGACGCGCUCCUCAACGCGGGCAAGCAUCCCAUCGACGUCAUCCUCCUCUUCGCCGCGGCGGAGGGCGACGUGCCGAAGAUCGAGGAGAUCCUCGAGGCGGGCGCGGACCCGAAGGUGACGGACAUGGACGGAAAGACCCCGAUGGACCUGGCGGGUGCCAACAACCCGGGGAAGAAGGACGUCGUCGUCAAGAUGCUCCAGAACGCGAUGUGAGAAACCUCACCGAAACCUUAAUAGUCUAACACUUACUACGAUGAC
This is a messenger RNA of Micromonas commoda, 551 nucleotides long. RefSeq lists its product with no specific name. The transcript is spliced from 2 exons. Gene Ontology annotation, cellular component: chloroplast envelope; chloroplast stroma. The record is from RefSeq and is a predicted model, not a curated record. Lineage: Eukaryota; Viridiplantae; Chlorophyta; Mamiellophyceae; Mamiellales; Mamiellaceae. Gene Ontology annotation, biological process: intracellular protein transport; granum assembly. The coding region runs from base 30 to 506 and encodes 158 amino acids.